Schistosoma guineensis is the source of this 1985-nucleotide messenger RNA. The record is from the annotation of a GenBank genome assembly. NCBI's taxonomy places the organism in Eukaryota, Metazoa, Platyhelminthes, Trematoda, Strigeidida, Schistosomatidae.
GUGUAGUGUAUCAAAAUUGUCAGUAAAUUUAAUUAUUUAUUACUCAUAAAAUUUCUUUGAAAAUUUUACUAAUGUCUCAAUUCCUGAAUGAAAUUGACAAGGUACCAAAUGAAUUAUUAUUAAGAAUUUUUCAAUAUCUUAAUGGAAAUGAUUUAAUAACUUGUACAUUAUGCAAUCAACAAUGGAAUGAUUUAAUAAGCAAUGACAAAUAUAUAUGGUUGUCUAUUUUUGAAACUGAAAUGAAUACUGGUUGGUUAUGGUUGAAUAAAGAAAUGGUUCAUAUAUUAAACUCAUUUAAUUUGAUACAUAAAAGUUUAUUGAUAGAAUUCAAUGAAAAUGAAUCAGUGGAUAAAAAUAAUCAACAGAAAUUUAAAAACUAUCGAAAAAUCACUGAACUAAUCACACAAGUAUUGAAUAAUCCUGCUUGUUUCAUGAAGAAAAUAUAUUCAUACUACACUAACGUAUACAAAAUGGAACAAGAAAUAUUACAAACACGGAUUAUUCCCUAUUUAAACUCAAUGAAUAAUGAAGAGAUUUGUUUUGAUUGUAUAAUAUUAGGACCAGCUAUUGAUACAGUUCAUUUAAUUGGAGGAUUUAUGCAUACACUUUUAAGUUGGAUAGAUUUAGCUUUAACAAUGAAUAGACAAUCCAUUAAUUUAAAAAAAGUGCAUAGAACUACUACUCCAUGGGCUGGACAAGGAUUUAUAUUACGUUUACCACAAUGUUUAUCAUUGAGCGAUAAAGAGAACUCUAAGGGUAUACUUUUUAAUGCAACAAUUUUACAUUCACGUAAGCAUAUGAUACGUUCUAGGUAUCGUUAUGGUGGUAGUCGAUUGUUUGGUAAUUGUUUAGUUGAAGCACCAAUAACCGAUCAACAACCAGUUGGUAGUGUAAAAUUGACUCAUUGUACUACUAAUGCAAUUAGUUCAACUCAAAUUGUGUUCUAUGUUAUUGAUAUACGAAAAGAAGAUGGUGGUUUGUUAAACAAUGAAAAUGGUGAUACUAUAUCUCUUAUAAAUCCAUAUAAUUCUGAUAAUGAAAGAUGGAAUGAAAUACGCGUUGAAUUAGAUGCUUUAACAAAUUGUAUGAAUUCAGAACAAAUAUUAAUUGUCUUAGGAGUUGGUAGUCAAAAUAAUAAUAUAAAUAAUUACAAUCUUAUAGAACUUGCUUCAAAUCUUGGCUGUGAUCGUGGUAUUUGUUCGGAUAAAGUCGUUUGUGAUGAGAAUGAUAACAAUCAUGAGAAUAUUGACGCUAAUCUUGUUAAACCAUUAUUGAAUAAACCACACAUAAAUUGGAGAUUAUGGUGUACUUCAAUAAAUGAAUUAACUUAUACCAAUUUGGAAGAGAUUUUUUUCUGGACAGCUAUAACUUAUUUGAAUAAAUCACAUAUUGUUAAAGUGAUUUCAACUGAAUCGUUAACAAAGCAAAUUAAAACUAUACAAAAUCGUAUAACUAAUUAUUAUCGUGUACUUUCGACUGAUAAAUAACAAUGGGAUUUCCCAUAAUUCUUUGCUAUUUAUUUUUAUUAUCUUGUUUUGUAAUGACAUUCUUUUGAGAAGCUUCUUUUGUGUAUAAAUCUAUCAAAAGUUGUUUGUACUUCAUAGCUUGUUUCUUUUUCUUAACAAUAAUGUAAAUUCUUCCUGAAACUAUUUUGUACACCAAUCCAGUUCUUACUUUCUUACAAAAUAAAACAGAAUUACUUAUGUUGGCUAAUGAUUCGUCAGGAUGUAUCCCACAACUUCAAUUCUACACAAAAUAAUCAUAUUAAUAUCUUGUGACUGGCUGAAACAAUUGUAAACAAAUAGGUCAUCACCAUGAUCUAUGAAUAUACAUUCGGAAAUCAAUAUAAAUUCGCACGAAAAUACCUAGUUCUCUGUUAUUUUCAGUUUUCAUAGGAAAUUAUUUGAAUCAUAUGAAUAAAAUGAAAAUCAUGAUAUAUCGAUUUUUUGUUUUUAGAAAAAUAUAAUCAUCCAUUUUUGAGAUGG